This is a messenger RNA of Caenorhabditis angaria, 2522 nucleotides long. The record is from the annotation of a GenBank genome assembly. Lineage: Eukaryota; Metazoa; Nematoda; Chromadorea; Rhabditida; Rhabditidae.
AUGCCACUUUUUUGUGAUCGUGUCAAGCGGUUUUUGUAUUUUCAGGUUAGAAUUUUCUUUUUUUUCCAAACUGCAUUAUUUUCUUUGUUUCAGAUUUUGUUAGUUUCCACAUGUCUCGUUUAUAUUGUCAUUUUCGAUAAAUUGUUAGAAAUAUCUGGAAAAUUUGGAAAAAGUUUGGAAGAAAAACGACAGACUCAUUUAUUUGACAAUGCUUGUAAAUUUGUAUGGACAGAACCGUUGGAUUCGACAUUGCGGGUAUUAUUUUGAUUUUUCUCAUUUAUUUAUGUGUAUCAAUUAGUUCUUGAUUAUUAUUAUUAUUUGUAUAGUGUGUCUAGUCUAGAGCAAAAAUCAAACAACCAAAAAAAAGAUAAGGACCACUUUCAAAAACCAGGACCAUGUGAUGUAAAGUAAACAUAACACUUUUGUUGUAGAAAUAUACAAAAUUCCCGGGAUUGCCAAAAUGUGAACGAAUAAAUGUGGAACUUUUCAAGAGAUAUUCAGCAACUGGGGAAUUUACUUUUAUCUCUCAAAAGUAUGCGAAUUCAACAGAUUGUGAGAUUCAAGAAAUUGAAGGAGCAUUGAAACCAAAUCCACAGGUUUUUAUAAAUUCAAGAAACGAAAAGGUAACUUUCCACUAAAGUUUCCGAAUUCUCUUUUGAUUUUCCAGUUCAUACCAAAGCUUGGCGAGCUUUUCUGGAUCAAUGCCAAUAAUUUUAUGAUCUCUUGUUUUCAUCAAAAUAUUCUUAUCUUUCAAAAACCAUAUAUGGGGUUGAAGUUGGAAAAAUCGGAGAAAUUAUACAUCACUGGACCCAUCACAAAAUUUUUGAAAAAAACGCAAAAGUUUUCGGUAUCGAUGUUAGUUUUUGAUUCAACAUCAAGAGCUCAAUUUGAAAGACAUAUGAAAAAUAGUCUGAACUUGAUAAAAGGGCUUGGUGGAGUGGUAUUUGAAGCAUACAAUAAGGUUUGAUCUAUGUACAUUUUAUGAAAAAAAGUUUUGUAAAAUAACUGAACCUAGGUUGGUGACAAUAGUGCCAUUAACAUGCUACCGAUUCUAGCGGAACAACUCGAAGAAACAGCGGAAUCAAAAAUUCUUGAUACUUCAGGAGAUAUAAAUAUUUACAAAAUGUUGCCAAGCAAUAUAAAAUUGGAUCCAGAAAAAAUCAAAUGGAUUUGGAAACAAUUAGAUUCAGAUUAUAUAACAAUGUUGAAUGAUGAUAUAAUGCAUACACAUCGCGGUUUAUUUCAUUAUCCUUCAAAUAAUUUUGAUAAAGGAUUCUCACAAAAUCCAACAACUUUUUAUUAUCGACCAUUUUAUGUCAACUUGUAUAUUUAUUUGAAUAAUUUUUGGAGAAAAUGUUUGGAUGGAAGUUUAUUGACUGAAGAAUUUUUGGAUUCGUGGUUUAGAUUUGAACGAAUUUUCGGAAAUCGUCCACAUUUUUCUCUAUCGUUUUUAGCAUCUCUGACUCACGAUGAUCCAAAUAAUCUCAAUUUUAUGGAUAAUAUUUUGCACGAACGUUUACAGUAUCUCAAUGUGAGUUUUUUUAGUGUAGGAAUUGAAUUGUCAUAAAACUUGAUUUUCAGGAAAGCAAACGACUUGAAAACACAUUUCUGAUAAUUAUGGGAGAUCACGGAAAUCGAGUUCACCCUCUGAAUCGAUAUACGUUUGCUGGGAAAAUAGGUAAUGUUUUUUAAUCUGCGUAAAUCUCAACGCUCUCACUUCCAAAAAUGCUCCUGAACUUGUUUUUUUUCAGAAGAAAGAGCACCAUUUUUGUCAAUAAUACCACCGAUAAAAUGGCAAUUUGAAAAAAAAGAAAAAUAUUAUAACUUGCAAUCGAACUCAAAAAGAUUUAUAUCAAAUUAUGAUCUUCGAGAAACUAUUCUUGAUAUCUUGAAUAUUCCAUCAAACAGUAAAAGAGGUUAGUAAAUUCCUCUUUUUUCCAUUUCAAACAUUUCUAUACAUAACAGGAACUUCUCUGUUCGGUUUACAAAAUCGUCAUAAAACUUGUCAAUCGAAUAAUGUAAUAAGUAAUCAUUGUCUUUGUAUGAUUGAUGGAAGCGAUGAAUUAGAAGGUAUUCCACCAAAUAAUUUGAGAUAUGAAACAGUUUUGAAAAAUUGGUUGGAAAAUGAGAAACUUGGAACAUGUUUCAAUUUGGAUGAAAUAAAAUGUGAUAUGGAAACAAUACAAUAUUUGAUGCCAAAUAAUUAUGUGCAAGUUUGGGCGAGGACAAAAAUAAGUGAAAAAGAAGUUAUGAGGAGGAAAAAAGGAAAGAAAACUGCUGUAAGUAAUAUUUUUCAUGUAUAAAAUUGAAGUUCUAAUUUUCAGGUAAUCUACAGUCAAAUGAAUUGUUGGAUUUCUUCUGAAAUAAUUCUAGAAACACAAUUUCGAAUACAUCAAGGAUCAGCAAAUAUAAAAAUAGUUUAUCCACCAAAAGUUCAUGUUCCAAAUCACAUAAAACUUCUGAAAAUUAACAAUUGCCAAUAUUUCACGUAUCCAAAAGAUUACUGUAAUUGUAUUAAGUAG